GCCUUUUUCUGAGUGAGUCAGCGGCUCCCCCACCCACCUCGUCCGCGCUCUCCUCUCCUCCUCCUCUUCCUCUCUGGUCUCCUCCCUCCUCCCGGCCUGGUUGCAAAUGGCUUCGUUCCCCGAGACCGACUUCCAGAUCUGCCUGCUGUGCAAGGAGAUGUGCGGCUCGCCGGCGCCGCUUUCCUCCAACUCGUCGGCGUCGUCGUCGUCUUCGCAGACGUCCACGUCGUCGGGGGGCGGUGGCGGGGGCCCCGGGGCCGCGGCGCGCCGCCUGCACGUCUUGCCCUGCCUGCACGCCUUUUGCCGCCCUUGCCUCGAGGCGCACCGGCUGCCGGCGGCGGGCGGUGGCGCGCCAGGAGAGCCGCUCAAGCUGCGCUGCCCCGUGUGCGACCAGAAGGUCGUGCUGGCCGAGGCGGCGGGCAUGGACGCGCUGCCCUCGUCUGCCUUCCUGCUUAGCAACCUGCUCGACGCCGUGGUGGCCACGGCCGAGGAGCCGCCGCCCAAGAACGGACGAGCCGGCGCAGCGGCGGGCGCUGGCGGCCACAGCAACCACCGGCACCACGCGCACCACGCGCACCCGCGCGCGGCCGCCUCGGCGCCGCAGCCGCUCCCGCCCGCGCCGCCACCGCCCGCGCCUCCACGCUCAGCGCCAGGCGGCCCCGCCGCCUCCCCGUCGGCGCUGCUGCUGCGUCGACCCCACGGCUGCAGCUCCUGCGACGAGGGCAACGCGGCCUCGUCUCGCUGCCUCGACUGCCAGGAGCACCUGUGCGACAACUGCGUCCGCGCGCACCAGCGCGUGCGCCUCACCAAGGACCACUACAUCGAACGCGGCCCGCCUGGCCCCGCGGCCGCCGCCGCGGCUCAGCAGCUCGGGCUUGGGCCGUCCUUCUCUGGCGCUCCCUUUUCCAUCCUUUCGGUCUUCCCCGAGCGCCUCGGCUUCUGCCAGCACCACGACGAUGAGGUGCUGCACCUGUACUGUGACACCUGCUCCGUGCCCAUCUGCCGGGAGUGUACGGUGGGCCGGCAUGGCGGCCACAGCUUCGUCUACCUCCAGGAGGCAUUGCAAGACUCUCGGGCGCUCACCAUCCAGCUGCUGGCUGAUGCCCAGCAGGGCCGCCAGGCCAUCCAGCUGAGCAUCGAGCAGGCCCAGACAGUGGCAGAGCAGGUGGAGAUGAAGGCCAAGGUGGUACAGUCGGAGGUCAAAGCCGUGACAGCAAGACACAAGAAGGCCCUGGAGGAGCGGGAAUGUGAGCUGCUGUGGAAGGUAGAGAAGAUCCGCCAGGUGAAAGCCAAGUCUCUCUACCUACAGGUGGAGAAGCUGCGGCAGAACCUGAACAAGCUGGAGAGCACUAUCAGUGCCGUUCAGCAGGUCCUGGAGGAGGGGAGGGCGCUGGACAUCCUGCUGGCCCGAGACCGCAUGUUGGCCCAGGUGCAGGAGCUGAAGACUGUGCGCAGCCUCCUGCAGCCCCAGGAGGAUGACCGAGUCAUGUUCACGCCUCCUGACCAGGCCCUGUACCUUGCCAUCAAGUCCUUUGGCUUUGUCAGCAGCGGGGCCUUCGCGCCACUCACCAAGGCCACAGGCGAUGGCCUCAAGCGGGCCCUCCAGGGAAAGGUGGCCUCCUUCACCGUCAUUGGCUACGACCAUGAUGGGGAGCCCCGCCUCUCAGGCGGUGACCUCAUGUCUGCCGUGGUCCUGGGCCCCGACGGCAACCUGUUUGGUGCAGAGGUGAGUGACCAGCAGAACGGCACCUACGUGGUGAGCUACCGGCCCCAGCUGGAGGGCGAGCACCUGGUGUCAGUCACCCUAUGUAACCAGCACAUCGAGAACAGCCCCUUCAAGGUGGUGGUCAAGUCCGGCCGCAGCUACGUGGGCAUCGGGCUCCCGGGCCUGAGCUUCGGCAGUGAGGGCGACAGCGACGGCAAGCUCUGCCGGCCCUGGGGUGUGAGUGUGGACAAGGAGGGCUACAUCGUGGUGGCUGACCGCAGCAACAACCGCAUCCAGGUGUUUAAGCCCUGCGGUGCCUUCCACCAUAAGUUCGGCACGCUGGGCUCCCGGCCUGGCCAGUUCGACCGGCCAGCUGGGGUGGCCUGCGAUGCCUCCCGCAGGAUCGUGGUGGCCGACAAGGACAAUCAUCGCAUCCAGAUCUUCACCUUCGAGGGCCAGUUCCUUCUCAAGUUCGGCGAAAAGGGCACCAAGAAUGGGCAGUUCAACUACCCUUGGGAUGUGGCGGUGAAUUCUGAGGGCAAGAUCCUGGUCUCUGACACGCGGAACCACCGGAUCCAGCUAUUUGGGCCCGACGGGGUCUUCCUGAAUAAGUAUGGCUUCGAGGGGGCGCUCUGGAAGCACUUUGACUCCCCGAGGGGGGUGGCUUUCAACCACGAGGGCCACUUGGUGGUCACCGACUUCAACAACCACCGCCUCCUGGUCAUCCAUCCCGACUGCCAGUCAGCCCGCUUCCUGGGCUCGGAGGGCACCGGCAACGGGCAAUUCCUGCGCCCGCAGGGCGUGGCAGUGGACCAGGAGGGGCGCAUCAUUGUGGCCGACUCCAGGAACCACCGGGUGCAGAUGUUCGAGUCCAACGGCAGCUUCCUGUGCAAGUUUGGGGCCCAGGGCAGCGGCUUUGGGCAGAUGGACCGCCCCUCUGGCAUUGCCGUCACACCAGACGGCAUGAUCGUCGUGGUGGACUUUGGCAACAAUCGAAUCCUCAUCUUCUAAUCACAUUUCCUAGGCUUCUGGGUUUGGGGUGUGCGUGUGUACGUCUCUCUCUCCCCCUUUUGAAUUUCAAAGAAGAAACCGUCUCAGGGAAAUUUCUUUUUUUCUUUUGUUUAAAGACAACAAGAAAAGUACAACAUUGCUUACGUCCUACCUCAUCUUUAUUUUUUUACAGAUGAAUGUACUUGUCUUUUCUGCAGGGAUUGAGCCUGUGAUGAUUUCUAUCUACCUCAGAAACCUUUACAUUUCCUUCUCCAACAGGCCCUCUGCCUCCCCCCCCUCACGUGGUGGAGUUUACUCUUCCUUCUGUGGGGCGUGACAUGCACAAGCCUAGCAUCUCUGGCUGGGAGGGCGUGGAUGUGUGCGGUGGGGUGCAUUCUGUAGAUUGAGCCAAGGAAACACGAGAAAAACUACUAGUAAGUUAAAAAACAAAGAAGUAUAAAAUGUGGAAAAAUAGGAUUUAAGAUGCUUAAUGGUAGAGUAUUUGUGAUCUUGAGAAUACUGUGUUUAUGGGAUUAGGUUGUGUUGUGUGAUCUUGAUCUUUUUGGGAAAAAAAAAAUCUUUUUUUUUUUUUUUUUUUUUUUUUUUAAUGCUGCAACAGAGAACUUUCCUGUGUUCUCCUUUUAUACCUCAGUGUGUUUAUCAUCCUGUUCAGCAUCAGCAUCUUUUCUUAUUCUUAGAAGAUGUGGCUGUGGCUUGCUAGCCAAGAAAAGCAGACCAUUCAUAUCUUAGGGUAUGCAAUCUUUUGUUUCUUUAAAGGGAGGGUGUGCACGCAUGCAUGUGUGUGAGUUGGUGGGUGUGGGUCUGUGUAUAUGUGUACGUGUGGGUGUGAAGCCACCUUACACCAAAAUAGUAAAACUGGAAGUGCUCUACCACAUCCCAAAGAACUUCUUCUUUUCAUACUUUGGUUCCUGAAAACGUAGAUGUAGUUCAGGAUUUUUGAUAAAUAUUUUCAAAAGUUCAGUAUUUGUAGUUUGCUUUGGUUAUAAAGAAUUAAGUAGAAAGAAGGCAAAAAUUAACCUCCUUCUUAGGAAGGGAAUUUUCAGGCAUGGACUGGCGUGUGGAUAUGAGUGGGUGGGUGUGCGUUUGCUGAGUGGGUCAGCAGAGAGCAUGAAAAACAGGAAGGGUACCCCCAGGCUUCGGAGGGCAGGCAUGGUCCCCAGCCCACGAUUGAAUGUUGUUCUCUUAAUGCUAGGUGUUUCUUUUCCUAAAAAGAGUAGACAAAGGGAAGGACUUUUGUUUUUAAAAAGCACAAUUUUUUCCUGCUUUGGAAGUUCAGGGAAAUAGAAUGUUUGAAAGUCAAGUUAAUAGGAACAUCCCCAUACCCUCUGCUCAGGUCACUUUUACAGAGUGGCCUGCUCCCCAGCCAUGCUGGAAGACCUUGUGGUUAACGUGAAUCCCCCCCCACCCCUCCCCCAAAGGCCUUUGAAUGUAGAGGAUUUGUAAACCAAAUUGCCCCGACUGGACAUGAUAUCUUCUGUUCAACCUUUUAUCGGUACCAAAGAAUGAAAACUUAAGUCAGGCUCCCACUGCAGAAUCGUGGGAUGGCAUCCGUCACUUUACAGGGUUGGUUUAUAAAAAGCUGGACUUGGGUGCAGAACUCGUGCUAAAUGAGAACCACAUUCCAAAGCAGAGCAUCAUAGGACAAAGAGGUGCUCCCGGACAGCAAUGGCCUACAGGGACACCUCUGGUUUAAACAGGAAGACUGACAGAUCAGUUUCUGUUCUGGCAUUUAAGAGAAAUGCCUCUUGCAACAGGGAUGUAGUUUUUAACGAACAGAAUAAACUAACUGAUGGAACAACUGUUUUUGUGGUCCCCAAAGAAAAGCAAAUGAGGGGGAGCAGUGUAGCUAGCAAGUCCAUCAAAUAGCAUUUCUCAUCCAGCUCUUUUGGACAUUCAGUUUAUCACGUCAGGGGCCCCUGUCUCUUCCUGUUGCUUUAGUUCUAGGGUUUCUGAGUGACCAAAAUGGGGCAAACUUUGUUUCAUAAAGGAGAACUGCAUGCAAUGAAGGACCUCAAAAUUGGAAAGUCAAACUGCUGCCUUCCAGCUGCUGUGUUUCAGGGUGGGGAGGUGCCAGGAGGUCUUGUUUCAUAAGGUCCUCGUCUUUUAAUUGAAGAAUUUAAUAGUGAAUUCCUCUCUAAUUCCUAUUCAGUGGCCUUUUUUGUGUUGCUCCUAAGUUCUAAGCUUUGACUGGUAAAGAGCUCAUAUAAUUAAACGUUUUUAUUGUUUUUUAUCUUGGAAAAACAUGGUGCUCAUCCUCCUUCUCUCAGCCCCCCAUGUGCCGCCUCUCCCCCCCUCCUCCCCCGCAACUAGUCAUACCCUUUAAAUACCAAAGACAACUGGUUUUUAAAUGCUUAACAUUUUUUUUUAAAUGGAAAAAUAAUGGAUCUUGAAAAUUCUUUACAAAUGCUCUCAGAAACCCAAAUUGUAUUAUGGCCAGGCUAAGUUAUUUCAGGUAGUCACUACCUCUGAUUAUUCUGUCUUCGCUCACAUCAUCUUCACUCUUCCCUUCCUGGUUUGCCCAUAUGUGGGGAAAUAUUGGGACCUGAGUGAGAAAUCUUGGUGAGUAGCAGUAACUAAAGCUGCUUAUUUAAUAUUUUUCUGUGGAUUUGGUUGUCAAGCCAGGAUUUCCACAGAUGACUGAAAUGAUCAGGGCUUAUUAAUAGACUGUCCAAUUUGCAGGCUUAAAGCUAGUGGGUCCCCUCCCUGACAUGAGCAUGUGGCUGGGUGAUAACUGCCUCUUGACACCUGCUUGCCUUUCUCUGCACCCACAAUUGUGCAUCACUGCCAUUUGAGAAACAUAGUCACACUUAGGAAGCUUUUGUUUUUAAAACAUUGCCCUCUGUGGCUGCCUCAGAUUGACUCCUGACCCCAGGACUUGGUGCAAAGCACUUGGGAGUGUGCUUCUUGUACAAUGUGGAAUGCUCCAAAUCAAAGAAAGAUGAGAAAAGCCAACAUCUGUGUGAGUGAGGCUGUUCAAAAUAAGCGUAUUUCGAUACAUGUCUCCUGUCCCUUAUAAGGUGAUGCUAGGGUUGCAGGAAUUGGGUCAAAGAGGGAAAAAAGAUAAGGUUCUGAGUGCUGUGGGGGGAGGAGGUUAAAAUAUUUCUUUUUGAUAUUUAGACAAUAAUCCCCAUGUAUAUCUGAUCUGGUCCAGUGGUGGGAUGGGGUGUCAGGUUGGUAUAUAGCUUGUGAUGCCAGUUUGGACUUGAAUAUUAUACAGGUUUGGGUAUUAGGGUGGCUGAAGGAAAUCUAAACUCAGAUAAAAGCCACUUUUGGUUGACACUGCCUCAACAUUUCAAAAGUGUUACUGUUUUUGGUUUGUUUGUUUGUUUUAGUAAUUCCUCUGUGGAUUUGUCACAGGAAGCAAUGCUGUCUCAGAACCUGUGCUGUGUUGUGGCUGGCAGGUGGCAUGCGAGUUGGCUGGAGCCCAGUGACCCAGACAGUUCCCCCACGUGCACUCACUCUUUGAUUGAUGGAUGCCCUUUUAAGUCUAACUUAUUUGGGAAAUCAGGGAAACACAUACAAGGGUACCACAAACAGAAUCUAACGUACACGCUGGGCCAAAAAAAGUUGCUGGAUGGAAGGUACUUUGUGAUGGAGUUGUUAAGAGAAGAGUGUGAAGUUGGCUCAGUCUGUUUUAUUCCAGUUAAGCCAAAGCUUAAUGACCUGAGGAGAGAAGUCUUUUAAGCUUGAAGCAGCAGAAUCCAUGUCUUCCUCUUUGGAAGAUGCAGAGAGGGCUGUGUUCUGGUAGAUAGUGAAAGCUAUGCCAAAGUUAUAGGCUUGUUUUUCUGUUUAAAAAAAGAAACCCAAUGGUGCCAAAAGUAUUUAUUUCAAACAUCACUCUAAAUGAGUUUCCAACAGUCUGGGGCUGUAUAAAAGUCAAACGCUUGUAUGUGAUGGAAUGUAGAGCCCAUUCCUCCCGGGGCUCUCUGGCCAGAGGCACAGGAUACAUGCCACACCAUCCACUCUGCUUUCGUUGAGUUUCUACCUCACUUUUGGUGAAAGUCAUCUACCUCAUGUUAGCAUCCGAUGGGUCUUUGAAUAGUAUUAACCUCCCAGGGAGUGGGCAGGAGUGAGGAGCUACCUCUAGCAGAAAAUGUUUUUAUAAAUGUAGAACUGACUUUUCCCAGGAGAAACGUUUGAUUGACCUUGGAAAACAACAACAACAACAACUUUGAAACCAAAUAUUCCUAUACUCAGGCAAAUGUAAUCAUAAAUCCAAGUAUUUCUUACCAAUGUGGCUUUUCCCCCCCUAGGAGUUACACACACCAUUACCUCAUUGUUCAGUAUUAUAAAACUACUGGUUCAUUUGACCUAUUUGAGGACUUAACUGCAUAUAAAGCCCUUUAGGUCUCCCCCCCCACCAAGAGAAAAACAUUUUACCUGUAUUUUGAAUGUCUGCAAAUACAACUUUUUAGGAACAAUUCUAAGGGUCUAGUUAUUGGUAACAUCAUGUCUUUGAAGGGAAUGGAAUGAGCAUCCUUUAGAGUUCGUGAUUGUAUUUGUACUAUUUCUGGACCCAGCAGGAUGUCCCACCACCAUGACAUUGCAACAAUCACUGUUAAACUAAGCACUGAUGGUUGCUCUUUUGUGUCUGGGGGAUUUUUUCCUACCAAAGGUAACAUAUUCUUUGACAGGUGUUCUUUUGCUUUGCUUAUUCAUUAAAUACUUGAUAAAGUUGAAAAGCACAUUACCAUGAUAAACUGUAUUGCCUCUUUGCUUCUCUUCCCCCACUAGCUAAUUUGUGUUUGGGCUGGAAGAGAGGAACCUAAGACCACUGUCAUUCUUGUGAAUUUGGUUUAAAAUGUCACGGUGAAGAAAUACCUCAAUGAUGCCUAUUUUUAAAACUGAUCUUACGGGUUAACAAGCCAGCCUGGUGGGAUGUUUUUCCAUCGUCAUUUAACCAGUAAUGGUUCUAAAAGUUUUGUGUAUCCACAUGGUCGUAGACCUCCUUUUAAUGAUUGUAUUAACUUGCAAGCUCAGGUAGUAUUUUGCUUAAGGCUCUAUCUCAGAGCACACUGACUGAAUGUUAAUGUGUGUAGCAAAGUGUUUACUUUCUUUAAAUAACCGGCUCUGGAAUAGUUCUUUAUGUUUCUAACAGUCUGUCUAGUUGUCUUUUCAGAGGGAGAUUUUCCACAUUUCUGGGGUGUUCUUGUUUUUUAGGGCGGUAAGAUUUCUUCCUUUUUUUUUUUUUUUUUCCCUUCUUCUUUUCCCCUAAAUUCAGUGCA
Molecule: messenger RNA, 7941 nt
Organism: Sus scrofa (pig)
Lineage: Eukaryota; Metazoa; Chordata; Mammalia; Artiodactyla; Suidae
Gene: TRIM71
Product: tripartite motif containing 71
Biological process (GO): proteasome-mediated ubiquitin-dependent protein catabolic process; protein polyubiquitination
Molecular function (GO): zinc ion binding; ubiquitin protein ligase activity; protein binding
Source: RefSeq, a predicted model, not a curated record